UCCUCUCCAUCCAUCGACUAGGUCGGAACUUCGGUGACUUCGGGCUCUUCGCUCUUUUCUCAGCUCGAGUAGAAAAGUGGAGUUUUUACACGUGGAUUAGUGAUUUGUUGUUCGUCGUCCGGAGAAACCGUGACUAUGCCGGCCAGGGACGUUGUGUCUUAGCCGCACGGCAUAUGUGCCCCAAGACCGUAGUGCCGCGAGCAGUGAGCGUUGCAUCAUGGCUUUACAAAUGCUCGUCCAAGAGUACUUGCAAAUUCCCGUCGUCACCCGGACAUACACCGCCGCUUGUGUGCUUACGACGGUCGCUGUCCAACUGGACAUCAUAUCCCCAUUCCAGCUUUACUUCAACCCUACAUUGAUAUUGAAUCAUUAUCAAGUAUGGCGACUCAUCACCACUUUCCUGUUCUUUGGCACGUUUGGCUUUGCCUUCCUCUUCAACAUGCUCUUCACCGUCCGGUAUUGUCGGAUGCUCGAGGAAGGCUCCUUCCGUGGACGGACGGCCGACUUCUUCUACAUGUUCCUGUUGGGUGGAACGCUCAUGAUUGUGAUAGCAAUGUUUGUGAACCAGCUGUUCCUGGGCCACGCCUUCACCACCAUGCUGGUGUACGUGUGGAGCCGGCGUAACCCAUACUUCCGGCUCAACUUCUUCGGGCUGAUCAAUUUCCAGGCACCCUAUCUUCCUUGGGUGCUGCUGAGCUUCUCCCUGCUCCUGGGCAACUCUGUGAUAGUGGACCUCAUAGGUGUUAUUGCAGGUCAUAUUUAUUACUUCCUGGAGGACAUCUUUCCAAACCAAAGAGGUGGAUUCCGUGUGCUGGCUACACCAAAAAUUAUAAAGUACCUGUUUGAAGGAGCACCGGCAGACCCAGACUACCAGCCGCUCCCAGAAGACAGGCCUGGAGGAUUCAACUGGAGGGACAACGAAAACAGGGGAGCCUAGUAGUGCACCAUGAAGCAUCCAGGCCAAGGAAUAAACCAAAGCAUGGUUGCUUCCUUUUAUUACA
This is a messenger RNA of Ixodes scapularis (black-legged tick), 1001 nucleotides long. It is a transcript of the gene Der-2, whose product is annotated as derlin-2. Gene Ontology annotation, biological process: endoplasmic reticulum unfolded protein response. The coding region runs from base 218 to 937 and encodes 239 amino acids. Gene Ontology annotation, cellular component: endoplasmic reticulum membrane; Hrd1p ubiquitin ligase ERAD-L complex. NCBI's taxonomy places the organism in Eukaryota, Metazoa, Arthropoda, Arachnida, Ixodida, Ixodidae. The transcript is spliced from 6 exons. The record is from RefSeq and is a predicted model, not a curated record. Gene Ontology annotation, molecular function: misfolded protein binding; ubiquitin-specific protease binding.